AUGGAGGGGAUGAGCAUUGAGCUGCUUACGCAGCUCGCCACAGAGGUUCUGACUUCGCCAGAGAAGGGUAUUCGAGAUGAGGCAGCGAAGCGGCUUCGAUUCAUGAGCUGCUACGAUCACUGGGAGUCUGUGAAGGCGCUGUUGCCCCGGGCAGAGAACAACUACUUGCGGUUCAUCGUCUGCAAAGUAAUGCAAUUCAUCGUGAGCAACGAGCUUGGACCACAGGAGAGGAGGGACAUGCAGGCUUAUGUUCUGACCUACCUAACAUCGGUGCGAGAACGCGGUGAAUCACUUCCGUUGUACGUGCGCAACGAACUCUACUCUAUCUAUGCCGCUGCCAUCUACGUCAAUUGGCGUCUGACAGUAAUAUCGAUGGAAGAGGAUCAGAAAGGGAUGGGCAAGCAUAUCAUUGACGAGUUAUCUGCCCAACUCCCCGCUAGCGAUGUGCUGGAUUGCGUACUAGAGGUGCUUACGUUCUUUGCACGACAGGAAUCAAAGGGCUCUCUCGAGCGCGUGCGUGUGGCCUUUGCGGAGGAAGUUCUUCCGUUCUGUUUUCAAUUUGCGGCUGGACAGAUUUCCUCCUAUGGCCAGCGUGCUCUGGAGAUUUGCUGCACCUCCCUGGAGAAUGUGCCAUCAUCUCUGACAGACCCCCGCAUUGUUGUGCAGCACACGACGGAUGACUCCGUCUACUUGGAGAAUGGUACGGGAUGGUUUCCGGCCCUGCCCCUCGCCGUACAGGUGUGUGCCCGCGCCUUUGUUGAUGACCCGGUCAUGGGGAUGAACAGUCCUUGUGCGCGGUUUCUGCGGAUGGCCUCAGCCGUUGUUUGCAUAGACCCAGAGUGGUUUCAGACGCGGAACGAGCUCAACGAAUCAUUCCUCGUCUUUUCGGAGGAGCUGCUGGCGCUCUAUGAGUCGACCGGCUAUAGUCACAUACUUCAGCUAAGCUGCGCCAUCCUCGUGAACGUGUUCGACCGAGACAAGGGGAAGGUGACGGCGUAUUUGUACAAUCGUCCCCAACUCAUUCAUAUGUGGGUGCUGGCAACGCAGCGUGUGUUGUGCCAAUGGGAGGAUGGUGAAGAGGAGCUGCGACAGCAGUUGAUGCACAUGUUCUUUUUAUUUGGUGAAUGUAUUGUGCCGCGUGUCACGGCGAUGGAGAAUGGUGAUGUACGAGCGGGGCCUAUAAUGACAGAUGUCUUGCAGGUGGCACAAUGCUACUUCGACAACGUCGUUGCCAAGGCGCAUCUCACGGAGGACUCCAACGAGCUACGCUCAGACGUCGGCGUCAUGCUACACAAUGAAAAAACUCUUUUGCCGAUUGCAGAGAUGUUAUUUUGUGAGAGAAUAGAUCUCUACACUUCUAUUGCGCGACGUUUGUUAACCACCAUUGAGCAGUAUGAGAGUUGCGUGCGCGCGCGAGAGGCAGGGGACACUGAGGGGCUCAGUGUUUUGAUGUUUUCCCUAGCUAUAGAUACAAAUGCCCUUUGUUCCACCUUGGGUGCAGCCGAUGUUCCUCUCUUUCUUACGCACGUGUGCCUCUCUCGGCUCUCUGUCAUCAUAUCUGCUGUAGCCAUCGCCGUUUUAAAUGGUACGGCUAACCGCAGUGAUGAAAUUUUGGGUGUUAUUGCCCGAUUUGCGCGGGGACUACUCUCGGUCGACGAUGCACUCACUAGUGCCUUGUUGGAGAGCCUCUCACUCUUUGAUCUAGACGCUCGCUACAACAACGGCAAUAACAAUAACAACAACAACGGUGUGCAACACAACGAAGCCGAUGGGAUGGGAAAUGUGCACAUCGGUGUACUGCGUUCCCUAUUUUUCUUCUGUGGUUGUGUCUAUGAAUCCCAAGCUGAAGGGAAUGAUGAGUUUUACGAGGUCAUGAUAAGCCUUCUGCGCUUUGUCUACGUGCACCAUAGUGACAAGACAUCUCUUGUUAUGGAUGCGAACAAUAUUCUUACGAAGGUUUUGUCGCAGGGUGUGCGCGGUUGCUUUCUGGCCUCUGAGAAGAUGACGUCGAUCCUUAUGUCCGUUAAGGAAGAGCGUAUUGACCUGCUGUGUGCCACUAGCGACCAGCUCUCACCAGAGGCGGGAAAGGCCCGCUCAAAUAUGCUAACAGCCCUAACCUUUUUUGUAGAGUCCCGCCACUAUGCAGGGUAUCCAACAUUGGAUGUCCUCCCAUUCAUUAUUACCCGCGCACUGAACCAGGAACGUCUUUCCGCAGAUCCACUCGCACUUCUGCGUGAUCUGAACGCCAUUGUAGAUGGCAUUCACCAGGUUGAAGCCUUUUACUGGCUUCUCGAUGCUGUGAUCGACGAGAGCUGUGAGGUAAAGAAUGUGAUGCGGUCAGUACCCGCAAGUGCACCGCUAGUGUUGCGGCUAUGCGCGCGUUUGUGCAUGUUGGCAACACAGCUGUUGAGAGAAGACAACAAGUGCGAGUCUAGAUGGGGCCUCGCGUCUUUCGCAGUUCGUUCCAUUGGUGGUGUCAUGGGGGCUUAUGACAGUUGGAGUUGGAGUGGGAAGGAAUUUUUACAGUUACCCACCUCAGAUGCCGUGAGCGAGAACGUUGUGUACGACAUUGCCGACAUUAUGUAUAACCUUAUUUGUGGUCAUUGGUGUAAUUUAGGUGUCUUCUUGUUCUACAGUGACGACUUCUUCAUUGCAUUCAGAGAAUUUCUGUCGUUAUUCUUGUCCACUUCUGUGGAGUUGCUAAUGGCGCGCCGGAACUGCGGCGAACGUGUGUUCCGGGCCUUCACGAAGGCCUUUAUGUCGAGAGGAGAACUUGGUACUCGAUUGUGUGAACUCAUGGAGGCAGAAGGACUCUGGCAGCCGUUGCUUAGGCACCUGACAAAGUGCUUGCAUUACACAUUCUUGCUUGAUAUCCUCUGUACGAUUGAGCCAGUCUUCCUCUGCAUGGAGAGGUGCAGCGCCAAUGGGGUUAUCUCUGUGGAAAGCGAAAUCAUCGGUGAACUGUUCAAUGAGAUUGUGGUAUACAUCGCUGUUUCUCCACACAUGGAGAGGUGUGAAAUGGAGCUGUGCUUUAAGAUGCUUUUUAAGUGUUUUGAGAUUUCGAGCCCCAUCUGCAGAGCUAAAAUGGACACACUGUUGGACGUCUGCUCUGCCUACCACCGCGUACGUCUUCGUCAUAUUUAUGCACUGCUGCGUGCCGGAAAGGAGGACGCGUUGUUUUCAUACUUGGGAGUGUUUGGAAUGUCGUCCAAAGUUCAAACUCUGUCUGCUUGGUGA
This is a messenger RNA of Trypanosoma grayi, 3237 nucleotides long. RefSeq lists its product as hypothetical. Gene Ontology annotation, cellular component: nuclear pore; cytoplasm. Gene Ontology annotation, molecular function: nuclear export signal receptor activity. Lineage: Eukaryota; Euglenozoa; Kinetoplastea; Trypanosomatida; Trypanosomatidae. Gene Ontology annotation, biological process: protein export from nucleus. The transcript has a single exon. Bases 1 to 3237 code for a protein of 1078 amino acids. The record is from RefSeq and is a predicted model, not a curated record.